GAAGCUGGGAGGCUGAUUACCUGCACCUGUCUGAGGGAGUGGGAUUUAAAAGGCAGUUUGUGACUGCAGUAGGCUGCUGACUACAAUGUUGGUCAUGAUCUCCACACGAGACCUAGCUUCCAGAACCCAGACUGAACUCUUGGCUCACUGGACCCAGCUUUCCUUGACCGCGCUUUUGGACGCUGAUUUUGAUAAGGCUGUUGCAGUUGUUGCUGCUGAGAGCAACAGCCAGUUGGUGCAGCCACUUGAGUCACAGCUUGUUGAUCCUGAGGAGGCGAAAUGAGAGAGUGAAGUUCACAAAGGAGGCCCUGUGCACGAGGAGGAGGAGGGCAUGAAGCAGUGCCAGUUGCCCACAGCCACAUCUGCAGAACAGCAAGUACCAUGGUUUGGCUUUGAGAAAGCUUGUACAUUUGUGAGCCAGAGUGGGAGAAAUGUUAUUAUAUGAUGCAAUUACUGCCUUCCAAGGAGCAAAACUCUAAGAUCAGCUAUUUCCUCCUCAUCCAAUGUGAAGAAGCAUUUAGAGAGGGUACAUCCUGAGAAGCUGAGAGCAAUUGAAGAAGCAAUAAAGGCAAGGAGACGUGGCCAUCCUGAACCAAUGCAUGACAGCCCUCCUUCCAAAAUGCUGAAGCAGCAGCAGACAACCUUUGAGAGGUGGGGAUCUGGCAGGGAGCCUGUCACCCAGAGCAAUCUCGACAGGAGAAUCAUUGAUUUCAUUGUAGAGGAGACAUUACCACUUCAAACUGUGGACAAACCAUCAUUCAUUAGUCUGGUUCACAUUGGACUCCCAAAAGAUCUCACCAUCAUAUGUGCCAAGACUCUGAGAGACAGAGUUGAGGAGAGAGCAUGCUACAUGAGAAAAAACCUUGCACACCAAAUGGGUGCUGUGGCAUAUACAGCAACCACUGCAGAUUGUUGGACCAAUGGCAAGAAGAGUUACUUUGGGGUAACAGCCCACUGGAUCAACCCAACUACCCUGAAACGUGAGGUCGGGGCCUUGGCUUGUAAGCGUCUGAAGGGGCGCCAUACAUACGAUGUCCUUUCAAAAGCACUGCAUGAUGUACAUGUGCAGUACAGGAUCCACAACAAAGUUAUGUGCACUACUACAGACAAUGGCUCCAACUUUGUGAAAGCGUUCAGAGUUUUCAUGGCCAAAGAACCAGUGGAAGCUGCAGGCACCAGUGAUGAUGAUGGUGAUAACCAGGAGGAGGAGGAGGCUGAGGUGGAGUUUGUGCCCAUCUGUGAGAUCCUGGACACAGGACCUGAGGCAGAGGAAGAAGCUGCAGACUCAGGAGAAGAUUUUGUUUUACCACCACACCAGAGAUGUGCUAGCCACACCCUCAACCUUGUGGCAACACAAGACAUAGAGGCCAUGCUUUCUGACUCCUCCAAAAGCAGUCUUCUUGGUUCUUUCAAGAAACACGUUCCUUGAUGGGAAAGUGCAGCAAGUUGUGGUCCAAGCAGAACCAGUCAGCCCAGAUUGCUGAGUAUAUCCGUGCGCAAUGUGGUGUGUAUCUGAAGGUACCGAAUAAGACCAGGUAGAAUUCCACCUUUGAUGCGUUGAAGCAACUACAUGAACUCCUGUCAACUGUGCCACUAAAAAUGCAUGCCAUAAUGGACCGCUGCUCCUUGUCCAGUUUCUCAGCUGCUGAGACUGUAGUGGUGCAGGAAUAUACAGAGAUCAUGGGGCCACUAGCCCAGUCCUAGACAUCCUGCAACAGAGAAUGGCACAUUCAUGGGGUAUUUGCUACCAAUGCUCUACAAUCUGGACUGCAAGUUAGAAAGGCUGGAAAACAAACCUGUGAGGUACACAUACUGUUUUCAGCUGUUGAGAGGUGUGUGCGAAGCCCUGAGAAAGCGGUUUGCAGCUAUCUGAGAGGACAAAAGGCUUCUUCUGGCAGCCUGCCUACACCCUCGCUUCAAACUAGAGUGGCUGGAAUCAUGCCAGGGAACCACUCAUACCAACAAGUAAGAACAUUAGGGAAGCCCUUUGGGUGGAUUACUCCAAGGGAAAUGUUGUCUCAAGGGAGGCAUCAGAGGGCUUAAGGUGGUAGGCAGGGGCUGGGCCUUUUCUUCGGGGCUCCUCAUCACAACCUUGUGUGCUGCAGGUAAUCCUUAAGGGUCUGCUGUGCUGCCCCAUGAGUGUGGUGACUUGGUCACCUUCCUACCUUCUGUAUCAUCAUCCAUAGGCUCAGGCUGACAGUUGGACUCUGAAUCAGGGGACAUGACAAGCAUCAGGAAAGCAAGAGCAGAUGGUGGUUUCCUGACAUAUAUGUGUUAACAUAUCCUCUCUCUUUCUGAGAUACACAAUGGAAGCCUUGUUGAAAGCUGAAAUAAAGAUGGGUGCACUUAAUGAGGACAGUGAUCAGUCUUCAGACAAAGACCAGAAAGGAGAUGAUUUGGAAAAUGACUUUCAUUUUCAGCCCCAGGGCAAGACGUAGCAGUGGACACUGCUGAUGAGGAAUUGUUGAGGUACCUGAGGUCUCCCAGCAGGGAAGUGUCACCACUCCAUGGCUUUCCACGUGUGCUCUGGGGUGUUUUGUAGCACAACACAGGCAUGCCUUCAAGCGCCACAGUAGAACGCCUGUUCAGUACUGGUGGCAACGUAAUGACUAUAAAGAUACAUUCCUCGUCUGACGUGCUCUUUGAGCACCUUGUUCUUUUGAGACAUAACAGAAAUGUAUUGUAAAAGCAGCAUUUAUUUUCUUUUUUUAUUUAUUUAUUACAUUUAUUUACCGCCUCAUAGACGAAGCUCUCUGGGCGGUUUACAGCAAUUAAAAACAUUAAAAACAAAUAUACAAAUUUUAAAACAGAAAAAACAAUUUAAAAACACAAUUUAAAAUUUUUUAAAAACAAUUUCAAGUGUUAUAUUUGAUUUCACGUGUUGAGGUAUCAUCAUUGCUGGGGUGGGUGGGGGAUAUGAGAUUUUGUUAUGCCAUUCUGUUAAUCUUAUGGAUAAAAAAAAUUAUUCUACUACCCCCUGUGUGUGUGUGAUUAUUUUUAAUGUUGUUUUAGGCUACUUAGAUGUGCAGCAGCCAAGGCCAGCACCUUGUAGGCGUUUUUUAAAAAAAGUAACUGAAAUGUAAUUGUACUGAUUACUUUUGAGAAAAAAUAAAAUAAUCAGUUACUUUCAGAGCAGUUGGAAUUGUAAUGGUAAUAACUACUUUUUUGGGCCAUGUAAUUGUACAUGUAAUUUAUUACUUUUUAAAAGUAAUCUCUUGCCAACCUCCUGAAAAGAUCCAAACUAGCAGGCACUCACACACUCUGCAAGAUAAGGGAUGUUAUUCCAAAGUGAUAAAUUAAUUUUUUUUAAAUGGUGGUUGUUUUUCAAAAUCAAAGUGAUAAUUUCAUUGGACAGUGAAGAAGCUGGAUUCCAGGUUCAAUUCAAAAGGGAAUAAUUCUGUAGAGUGUUCUGUACAAGACUUGCAGCCUAAUCCUAUAUAUGUUUAUUCAGGAGUAACUUCAAUAGUAAGUCCUAUGUCUAAGUAAAUGUGCUUACGAGUGUACUCUUUCUGUUUCAUAAGGAAAUAUGCGCUAUGAAAAAAUAAUGUCAUGCACCUACAUACACAUCUUUUAAAAGGCAGCUAGUAAUUUUUGUAAGGUCAGGAAAAGUCAACUAGUUUGGCAACCCUUGAACCAAACUUUAAAAAGUGCUAGAACUAAGUCUGUCUAUAGUACUGGGGAAAUCAAGGAUUCACAAUGAAAUCUAAAUUGUGUUUCAAAAAUGCAUAGAAAGUCAUAGGAUAGAGGCAAGAGGAACAGAAAUGCUGAAUAAAAAAAUUAUAUAAAAGGAUAUAUAUUUUAUGGUGGUGUUUUAUCAUGUGUGUUUGAGAUGUUUUUAAGAAAGAUCCCUUU
This is a messenger RNA of Rhineura floridana, 3852 nucleotides long. RefSeq lists its product as uncharacterized. Bases 596 to 1429 code for a protein of 277 amino acids. The transcript has 3 exons. The record is from RefSeq and is a predicted model, not a curated record. NCBI's taxonomy places the organism in Eukaryota, Metazoa, Chordata, Lepidosauria, Squamata, Rhineuridae.